This is a messenger RNA of Corticium candelabrum, 1000 nucleotides long. RefSeq lists its product as uncharacterized. Lineage: Eukaryota; Metazoa; Porifera; Homoscleromorpha; Homosclerophorida; Plakinidae. The record is from RefSeq and is a predicted model, not a curated record. The coding region runs from base 47 to 1000 and encodes 317 amino acids. The transcript has 9 exons.
GUGAGGGGAGGAACAGAUACUCUUUCUUCUUCCGAAGGCACGCGGCAUGAAGCUUCGCAUUGGUAGUGCCGAAUUAGAAUUAGGAAGUGAGCAUCUAAGGUUGCUGGAAGACUCAAGUCACCUUCUACACAGCGCAAAGGCGCUACAAGAUGAGAUAGAUAAGAAGGGGUAUCUGUUUAUCAGAGGUUUACAUGAUCGAGACUGCGUACUGCAAGCCCGGCUAGCUGUUCUUGACUACAUGAGGCAAUACAAAGACGACAUUUUGGAUUCAAGCUAUAGGUGGCAAGAUGGAGUACUGAAUUCUCAAUGUCAAGCUGGAUGUGUGCCCUUUAUGGAGGGUAAGAAUGAUAUUACCCAUUGCAAAGAAGUAUUGCAAGUUCUGGAGGGUCAUAGAGUGAGAAACUUUUUUGAGAAGCUCUUUGGAGAACAUGCAAAGACAUUUGACUUCAAGUGGCUGAGAGCUAUGUACAGUGAAGGAUUUACAGGUGCACAUGUUGACAAAGUUUAUAUGGGUCGUGGUACUGACAAACUGUACACAAUUUGGACACCAUUUGGAGAUGUGCCCACAGAAAUGGGUACUCUAGCUGUAGUGGAAGGCUCUCAUAGACUGCCAGAAUUCAAAAAGUUCCAGGAGACCUACGGAAAUAUGGAUGUGGAAGCAGAAACUCUUCAAGGGACAGGAUGGUUUACAGAAGAUCCUAUGGAAAUUAUAAAGAGAUUUGGUGGUACUUGGAAAACAGCAAAUUUUAAUGCUGGUGAUGUGUUAGUCUUUACUUACAGAACUGUCCACAUGUCUACAGUCAAUACCACUCAUUAUGCCAGAAUCAGCUGUGAUACAAGGUGGCAACCAGCCAGUCAUGCUGCUGAUCCACGCUACAUUGGUGACAUUAAACAGAUUGAAAAUCCCAAGUUUGGUGUUCAUGCGCAGACAGCUAAAGCAGACAGUGAUCAACCUUAUGUCACAAUUGAAGAGAAGAAAAAAGAAUGGGGAUUUUACUAG